Messenger RNA from Ilyonectria robusta, 414 nucleotides. RefSeq lists its product as uncharacterized. Lineage: Eukaryota; Fungi; Ascomycota; Sordariomycetes; Hypocreales; Nectriaceae. The coding region runs from base 1 to 414 and encodes 137 amino acids. The transcript is spliced from 2 exons. The record is from RefSeq and is a predicted model, not a curated record.
AUGGGACUUCGGAACGGCGAGCGAGACGUUGUGGAAAACGCGGUCCAGAAGCUGGUGAAUGCGACGUACAACGAUCCGUUGCUGAGGAGUCAUCUCGGCCUUGAUGGAACGGUGACAUUUGAAAGCCACACGAAUCUCGGCAUUACCGAUGACUCCCUCUCUGAAUCGAUGGAGCAAGUCUCUAUUGGUUCCGGGCGACCCGACCGAACAACUCGGCGCCGAAGGGCGCGAGGGAAAGGCAAUCGAGUGGACCAGUUCUGCAUAUACCGGACCUCUGAUGACCGAAACAUCCCAACCAUGGUCACAGGGCUGGUCUCAGAGAUUCGACCAGAUCGUGAUGUGAUCAACCAGGAGGGCGAGGGAUUCCCAUUCGCAGCGAGGCGACUCACCACCGCUGUAGUAACCCAGCUCUAG